CUGGUGUGUCUGUUGGAGAUCCUGUACUCCGCACUGGUAAACCCCUCUCCGUAGAGCUUGGGCCUGGCAUCAUGGGAGCUAUUUUUGAUGGUAUUCAGAGACCUUUGUCAGAUAUCAGCAGUCAAACCCAAAGUAUAUACAUUCCUCGAGGAGUAAAUGUGUCUGCUCUUAGCAGAGACGUCAAAUGGGAUUUUACACCUUGCAAAAACCUACGGGUUGGUAGUCACAUCACUGGUGGAGAUAUUUAUGGAAUUGUCAACGAGAACUCACUCAUCAAACACAAAAUCAUGUUACCCCCACGAAACAGAGGAACUGUAACUUAUAUUGCUCCACCUGGAAAUUAUGAUACCUCA
Hyaena hyaena (striped hyena) is the source of this 353-nucleotide messenger RNA. Its product is annotated as V-type proton ATPase catalytic subunit A-like. The annotation marks the transcript as partial. Gene Ontology annotation, cellular component: lysosomal membrane. Gene Ontology annotation, biological process: ATP metabolic process; proton transmembrane transport. Gene Ontology annotation, molecular function: proton-transporting ATPase activity, rotational mechanism. The transcript is spliced from 2 exons. Lineage: Eukaryota; Metazoa; Chordata; Mammalia; Carnivora; Hyaenidae. The record is from RefSeq and is a predicted model, not a curated record.